Molecule: messenger RNA, 2340 nt
Organism: Lotus japonicus
Lineage: Eukaryota; Viridiplantae; Streptophyta; Magnoliopsida; Fabales; Fabaceae
Product: trifunctional UDP-glucose 4,6-dehydratase/UDP-4-keto-6-deoxy-D-glucose 3,5-epimerase/UDP-4-keto-L-rhamnose-reductase RHM1-like
Exons: 3
Coding region: 175-2160 (661 amino acids)
Biological process (GO): nucleotide-sugar metabolic process
Molecular function (GO): dTDP-glucose 4,6-dehydratase activity
Source: RefSeq, a predicted model, not a curated record
UCUUCUUUUUUUGAUCAUGGCACAAUGCACACUAGUUGGUGUCAUUUCUUUCAAUCAUCCUAUGACCACACCACAAAAUUUCUUGUAAGUCAAAUGUCUCCCAGCUCGUGCUCCUCCUCAAGCAACAGAAUAUUGCAGAUAUUAAAAAAAAAAUCAUUGACAUAAAAAAGAAGCAUGUCAUCAAAACCAGACAUGUAUGAACCAAGAAAUAUCCUUAUUACUGGAGCAGCUGGUUUCAUAGCCUCCCAUGUCACUACAAGGCUAAUAAACAACUACCCUACCUACAAGAUUGUAGCUCUUGAUAAGCUAGACUAUUGCUCCACUUUCAAGAAUCUUCAAUCAUGCAAUUCAUCACCAAAGUUCAAAUUCAUCAAGGGUGACAUAGCAAGCGUUGACAUUGUGAAUCAUAUCUUGAUAGAAGAGGAAAUAGACACCAUUAUGCAUUUCGCUGCUCAAACCCAUGUGGACAAUUCCUUUGGGAACUCUAUGGAAUUCACAUAUAAUAACAUAUAUGGAACACAUGUGCUUCUUGAGGCCUGCAGGGUCACGAAUUGCGUUAAAAGGUUUAUUCAUGUUAGCACUGAUGAAGUUUAUGGUGAAACUAACUUGGAGACUGAUAUUGGAAAUCAUGAGGCAUCUCAGCUUUUACCAACCAAUCCUUACUCUGCAACAAAAGCUGGUGCAGAAAUGUUGGUGAUGGCUUAUCACAGGUCUUAUGGCCUUCCAAUUAUAACUUCUCGCGGCAACAAUGUGUACGGUCCGAACCAGUACCCAGAAAAGCUUGUUCCUAAAUUCAUUCUUCUCGCCAUGAAAGGCCAGAAAUUGCCGAUCCACGGGAACGGAUCCAAUGUGAGGAGUUAUCUUUAUAGUGGAGAUGUGGCGGAAGCAUUUGAUGUGAUACUUCACAAAGGAGUGAUUGGCCAAAUAUACAACAUUGGCACUAAGAAAGAAAGGAGCGUCUUAGAUGUAGCAGAGGACAUUUGCAAGCUCUUCGGAUCGAACUCGAAAGAAGUUAUUGAGUUUGUUCAAGACAGGCCUUUCAAUGACAAGAGAUAUUUUCUGGAUGAUCAAAAACUGAAGAAGCUUGGUUGGGAGGAGAGAACUCCUUGGGAGGAAGGACUUAAGAUGACAAUUGAUUGGUACAAAAAGAACCCUGAUUGGUGGGGCGAUGUAUCCACUGCUUUAAACCCUCAUCCGCGUUUUUCAGCAAUCAAUCUCUCCGAUGAUGCUCAAUGGACCUUUCAAUAUGGAUACUCAAGAUUAUUGAGAUCAUUCACCGAAGUUGGACGCGCUAAUUCUGGGUUAAAAUUCCUCAUAUAUGGAAGGACUGGUUGGAUAGGAGGGUUGCUGGGAAAGCUUUGUGAUGAAGAGAGAAUUUCUUGGGAGUAUGGGAGAGGAAGGUUGGAAGAUAGGAAAUCACUUAUGGAGGACAUAAAGAGAGUGAUGCCAACCCAUGUGUUAAGUGCAGCUGGUGUUACUGGAAGGCCAAAUGUUGAUUGGUGUGAAUCACAUAAAGUUGAAACAAUAAGGACUAAUGUGGUGGGAACUCUAACACUUGCUGAUGUAUGCAAGGAACAUGGCUUAUAUAUGAUGAAUUUUGCAACUGGUUGCAUAUUUGAGUAUGAUAAAGAACAUCCUCUUGGGUCAGGCAUUGGGUUUAAGGAGGAGGACAAGCCAAAUUUCUCCGGUUCAUUUUAUUCAAAGACCAAGGCCAUGGUGGAAGACCUUCUCAAAGAUUAUGAUAAUGUCUGCACAUUGAGAGUUAGAAUGCCAAUAUCAUCAGAUCUUAGCAAUCCAAGAAACUUCAUAACAAAGAUUUCUCGUUAUAGCAAGGUGGUAAACAUACCUAACAGCAUGACCGUGUUAGAUGAGCUCUUACCCAUAUCCAUUGAGAUGGCUAAGAGGAAUUUAAAAGGGAUAUGGAACUUUACCAAUCCAGGAGUUAUAAGCCAUAAUGAGAUACUGGAAUUGUAUAGGGAUUACAUGGACCCAAAAUUUAAAUGGGAGAAUUUUACUUUGGAAGAGCAGGCAAAGGUAAUAGUUGCUUCUAGGAGUAACAAUGAAAUGGAUGCUUCCAAGCUCAAAAAGGAGUUCCCAAAUUUGUUGUCCAUCAAAGAUUCCAUUAUCAAAUUUGUCUUUGAGCCUAACAAGAAAAUAUGACAAUCAUACAACUUUUUCACUUUCCAGUGACCUUUGUAUCUUUUUUUUUUCAAUUUGAAAGUUUGAUUAUACAAAUUCAAAUGUAUAGGCUUAUAUAUUCGUUGUUCUUUCUGUAAUUAAUAUAGGAACUAUGUUAUUUCAUAGUAUCAUGGAUUUAUAAAUAUUUUAUAUGCGAUAGCC